Tribolium madens (black flour beetle) is the source of this 2447-nucleotide messenger RNA. RefSeq names its product CCR4-NOT transcription complex subunit 10 (gene Not10). Bases 422 to 2419 code for a protein of 665 amino acids. NCBI's taxonomy places the organism in Eukaryota, Metazoa, Arthropoda, Insecta, Coleoptera, Tenebrionidae. Gene Ontology annotation, biological process: mRNA catabolic process; negative regulation of translation. Gene Ontology annotation, molecular function: protein binding. The record is from RefSeq and is a predicted model, not a curated record. Gene Ontology annotation, cellular component: CCR4-NOT complex. The transcript has 10 exons.
CAGGAAGGUUGAUUCGGUUUAUAUUAAUAUUUUCGAUAUUUUAUAUUUUUCUGGCUAAUUUACAGUUGCUGAUUAUUAAUAAUUGUAUUUAAUUGAUGCACAUAUAUUUGGGAAGCCAGUAAAAGUCGAGAAACACUUAUUUUUUUUGUUUAUUAAAUGUUUGAUAUCUUAUUACUUCACGAGUCGCCACUGAGUAUCAACACUUUUAAUGUCAAAAAAUCAACAAUUAAUUUUUUAAUUAGAAAUAUAAAUGCAAAGAUCAUAAAAAUAAGUCUUACGGUUCAGGGUCCAUAGACUCUUUAGUGUGAUGCCAGUGAAAAUCAGAAAGUAAUAAAAUAGUUUUAAAUUUAUUAUUACAUAACCUCACUUUGUGAGAAGCUUGUGAAUAAGAAGAAAUAGUGCUUGUAUUAAAAUAAAUACAAUGGCUGAGAAAGAAGAGUUUGAACGAGCUGUAGACAUUGUUACGGACCAAGAGCAAGAAUAUGCACAAAAAGCUUUAAAUGAGUUUAAAAAAAAUAAUUAUGCUGGUGCUUUACAAUUUAUUAAUAAGUUGGAUAAUAGAAUUAAUGAUUUUAAAGUAGCUCAUAACAAAGCUCUUGUGGAAUAUUGCAAAAGCGAUUUUAAGAAGAGUGAAACAUUUCAAAAGAACCUAACCUCUAUUUGCAAUCAAUUUAAGAUACGUCUCGACAAAUUGGAUGAUGUGGACCAAUGCAUUGUUCAUUAUAAUCAAGCGAUUCUGUUAUAUCACCAACAACAAUAUACUAAUGCUAUUUACAUAAUGGAUAGAGUGUACAAAUUUAUUGAACCAAUGGAUGACGCAUUGGCUAAACAAGUUAGUCUUUUUGCUGUUGAACUACAACUAUGUGUGCGUCAAUCAGAUAAAGCUCUCAGUUUAAUAAAUUACUUAGAAAAUCAAUUAAUCAAUGGGACUCCAAAUAUCAAAUUGUUGGAUAAAAGCGCUAAGGAAAAAGACAAGAAAGCACCACAGCCUCUAGACCCAGCAAUGGAAGAAUUUAAGAAAAAACUUAUAAAAUAUAAAAUCCGUUGUUAUUUAAUGAACCACAAUCUUGAAAUCGCAAACAAAGAAAUCAGCAAUUUGUUAAAAGACAAACAAAAUUUUCGAGCCUUGUUCCUAGCAGCUAAUUUAGAAUACCUCAAAGGAAACUUGAUUGAGGCCCAAAAACUUCUAGCUGCUGUACCACCCGAUUAUCUUGUUUACAAUGAUAGCGGUGAAUCGUCAACUUUGAUGUUUUACAACAAUAUGGGUGUGAUCCACCACGCAAUGGGCAAGCCCAACCUGGCUUGUCACUAUUUUCAACUAGCUUUAAAGGAGGAUAUAGCUCUGACGAACAAUGCAAAGAAAGACAAGGGAUUGGAUGACAAAUUUUUAUAUACACUGGGGGGCUCAAAAUACCACGAAUUAAUGUAUAACUUGGGGGUUUCUCUGCUUCAUGCUAAGAGGCCGGUGCAGGCGUUUGAUUGUUUGAUAAUUGCAGUGAGGAGGUAUCACAGGAACGCGAGGUUGUGGAUGCGGUUGGCCGAGUGCUGUAUCAUGGCCACUAAAGAGUCAAACGAAAUUGAUUUUGAUAUUCAAAGAAAACAAAAAGAAAUCGUAGUUGACGUUAUUGGCUCUAAAGACAAGCAAAAAGUCGUUCUUACGACAAACGUAUCCAAAGAUAAAAAAUACAGUACUGAAAGUCAAUCAUACGCCGUCCCUGUACCAUCCCUCGAAUUUGCCUCAUUGUGUUUACGUAAUGCUUCCACUUUGCUUCCUUCUGAUACAGUAUCAUCUCCUAUUCCCCUUUUUUUGAUACCUGGGGGAAUCCCCCCUGUCUCAUCCUGUAGCCCCAGUCCCGCUCCCUCUUCUCCUUUGUCCCCCGAAAGUGUAAUGAGCCUCCGUAACAGUAUUCUGGCUGCAAGUGCAUACGUCUCCCUUUGUUUAGGCGACUAUAUUCUCGCACUAGAACAUGCGGAAAAUCUUUUGCAACAACCGCGAUUAUCAGGCGCUCAUAAAUUACUUGGUCAUUUGUACUGUGCUGAAGCACUAGUUUUAUUAGACAAAAUUUCAGAAGCCUUGGAACAUUUGAACCCUGAAAAUGUCAAACAUAUUAAUUUGGAAUUGCCAAAAGGGGAUGAAAGUGAAGACAGACGGAUUAAGACUUCGCCACCCCUAAAAUGGUUUCCUCAUAAUCUGCCUACUGCGAUUGCAACGAUGCAGUACAACAUCGCGGUGGCUAAGACAAUUAGAGGCCAACUAGAUGAAGCCAUAGCGCUUUUGAAACAAAUCUGGCAAAUGAGUAGUAAAUGUAAAGUGCCGGGACAUAUAAUAAUGUUACUUUUGUACAUUGAACUUAAGUUAGGUCGACCUGAGCCGGCCAGAAAAUUAAUUAAGCAGUACUUAUUUCAAAAUAGGUUGUAAUAUUAUUUAAUAAAAUUAUUUAGGAAAU